Messenger RNA from Colletotrichum abscissum, 489 nucleotides. Its product is annotated as cytochrome c oxidase subunit Va. Gene Ontology annotation, cellular component: mitochondrial inner membrane. Bases 1 to 489 code for a protein of 162 amino acids. The record is from RefSeq and is a predicted model, not a curated record. Gene Ontology annotation, biological process: mitochondrial electron transport, cytochrome c to oxygen. NCBI's taxonomy places the organism in Eukaryota, Fungi, Ascomycota, Sordariomycetes, Glomerellales, Glomerellaceae. The transcript is spliced from 4 exons.
AUGUCUGCCUCUAUCCUCCGCGUCGCCGCCCGCGGCUCGACCAGCUUCUUCCGCGCGAACCCCAUCCGCCAGCCUCUCGUCGCCCGCUCCGGCAUGCUCCUGCCCAUCGUCGCGGGUGUCCCGGCCGCCAGCAACUUCAGCACCAGCGCCCGCCUCCGCUCCGGCGACCACGCCGAGGAGACUUUCGAGGAGUUCAGCGCGAGAUUCGAGAAGGAAUUCGAUGGCGUCCAGGACGUUUUCGAGCUUCAGCGUAACCUCAACAACGCCUUCGCCUACGACUUGGUCCCCUCUCCCUCCGUCGUCGCCGCCGCUCUCAAGGCCGCCCGUCGCGUCAACGACUUUGCUACCGCCGUCCGCAUCUUUGAGGGCGUCAAGGCCAAGGUCGAGAACAAGGGCCAGUACGAGCAGUACCUCGAGGAGCUCAAGCCCCUGAGGGAAGAGCUCGGCGUCCCCCUCAAGGAGGACAUCUACCCCGAGGAGAAGAACUAA